AUGUCUUUCUCUGGGAAAUAUCAGCUGGAGAGUCAGGAGGGCUUUGUGGAGUUCAUGAAGGCUGUUGGUCUUCCUGAUGAUCUCAUUGAGAAAGGCAAAGACAUCAAGAGUGUCUCCGAGAUCGAGCAGAAGGGAGAUCAGUUUAAAGUGACCGUGACGACUGGACCCAAAGUUCUGACCAACACCUUCACGAUUGGACAAGAGGCUGAGAUUGAAAACCUGGCUGGAGAGAAAAUCAAGACUGUUGUGACUAAAGAUGGCAACAAGCUGAAAGUGGUUCUGAAUAGAGUCACAUCCAUCACAGAACUCGUGGAUGGCAACACACUCGUCGAUACUUUGACCUUGGGCGACAUCGUCUUCAAGAGAGUGAGCAAACGUGUGCCGUAAUUGCAAACGAGGCUCAGGCUGAUUUGAGAAGAAGAGAAAAUGUGAAGAGAAAUAAAAACAUGUUUUUA
This is a messenger RNA of Xyrauchen texanus (razorback sucker), 455 nucleotides long. Its product is annotated as fatty acid binding protein 1-B.1. The transcript is spliced from 4 exons. The coding region runs from base 1 to 387 and encodes 128 amino acids. Gene Ontology annotation, cellular component: nucleus; cytosol. The record is from RefSeq and is a predicted model, not a curated record. NCBI's taxonomy places the organism in Eukaryota, Metazoa, Chordata, Actinopteri, Cypriniformes, Catostomidae. Gene Ontology annotation, biological process: fatty acid transport. Gene Ontology annotation, molecular function: fatty acid binding.